This is a messenger RNA of Mercenaria mercenaria, 1650 nucleotides long. RefSeq lists its product as uncharacterized. The transcript is spliced from 2 exons. Lineage: Eukaryota; Metazoa; Mollusca; Bivalvia; Venerida; Veneridae. The record is from RefSeq and is a predicted model, not a curated record. The coding region runs from base 91 to 1650 and encodes 519 amino acids.
UUGAAACCAAAAGAGGAAGUUAAAUUAUUUUGGAAAAUCUACGUACUCACUAUAGGCAAUUAAAUUUCAGUUUUACGUAAAGAAAACAGGAUGUUUCAUACACCAGAUUACUAUCACAAUAUAUCCAUGAGACUUUCUGAGGUCCUGGACGAUAUUGGUGUAAAUGAAAAUAUGGUGAUGAAGAGGAGGAGGACAUAUUUACUGAAAGAAACCGUGGACAAUAUCAUAAACAGAGCAACUAAAGAACAAAGAACUGAUUAUAUGUUAGGCAGUCGAUCAGAAGGUACCACAACAGCAGGACUGGAAUCAGAUGCUGACAACCUUCUCUGUGCAGAUGAUGUAUUUGUUAUACAGGACUGGUCUGAAUGGUCUCCUGGUAAAGUUAAGUUCCUGAUGAUGAUUCAGAAUGAAACAACACCACCUGGGUAUUGUCUUCUACAGGAGCUUAGACAGGAUGCUCGGCUUCCUGAUACACAUGAAACGGGCAAUAACUUUGUAAUGGAUACACAUGGACGGAUAUUGUGCAAGAAUACAAUAAUAGAUGAUGCCUUGCUAGAAGGAUGCCGGCGACAAGGACCAUCAGUUGCAAUAGCAGAACACCUAGGUACUUUUGCUAGUGACAUUGUAGUAGCAUUUCCUUGUAAAUCAUGGCCCCAGUCAUCUAGAGCUUGCCUGGACAGGCAAGAAACAAAUUCAUGGCCAACAGCAGAAAUGAAGAGAUAUGAAAAAACUACACUAUGUUAUGUUGUUGGUGUUGGAAGCAAAGUCAGUGAAAAUGCAGACUUUGAAUGGAGAAUUUCUACCUCAUUAGCUGAACGGUGCCUAAUGUUCAAUUUAAAUAUUACCCAAAUAAGAAUUUACAUCUUAAUGAAAAUGAUUCUUAAAACAUACAUUAAUGUUGAAAGUCUUAAGAGUGAAAGUUACAUUUCAAGUUUCAUGUGUAAAACUGUUUUGUUUUACUGUAUAGCAAGUAAACCUUCAAAAAUAUGGAAGGAAUGUAACAUUUUAAACUGUUUAAAUGUCUGUAUACAAACACUGAACAGAUGUAUAUUAGGAGGAAAUUGUCCACAUUUCUUUGAUCGUGAAAAUAAUUCAAUGGCAGGAAAAAUUUCUACUGUAGUCAAACAGCAGUUACUUAAAAGAAUGUCAAAUUUGAUACCAUGUGAUGAAACUUCACUUUUUGGAAUUCAGAUUGAUGACCUCGGUGAAAGACUUCAGAUUAAGCUAAGUAUGAUGAACGAAGUACAACAUGACAUACUACAGCCAGAGGAGUACACUAUGUACUUAACAGCUGGUUUAUUACAAGACACAAUUUGGAAUAUUUCAAAUUCCCAUAAUGAGCUUUUUCAUAGUAUAAAAGAUAUAAGUUUAGAAAUGAAAUUGAUAAUUCUGUUUAACAUAGUGCUACAUUUGACAAGAUACUACAGAGAUGGUGACAUGUUAGAAAAGACAGCAUGUAGACUUCAAGCAUCUGUAUAUUGUACCUCAAUAGGAUCUCUGAAAGCCUCUCAGAACAUUCAAAUUAACAGAACAGUUUCUCGUCAAGCAUUUGACUGGCUUGAAGCAGGACUGGACACAGAUGUUGCUUCAAGCAGACUAAAGUUAGCAUCUAUAAUGUAUUGUAUUGGAGAUAUGAAAAGAGCUGCUUAG